UAUCCGUGGACCUUGGCCACUCCUUGCCAGCGUCCACCUCUUCCUUCGUCAUGCUCGCUUGACGGCGUCAGGGAGGGAGACGGUGGCCGGCAUGGAUCGACCCGCUAGAGGACGAUGGAAUCGGCGUGGUGGCCGUGGGUUCGGGAGGCCAGGGCCGACCGGAGCGGCUGCGGGCUGGACCUCGUCCACUGGGACUACGAGGUCAACCCCCGAUCUGGAUCUGGACUUUGCUGCCGGAGAGCGCGGUACGCGGGGCGGCGGCUGUGGCUUCGGCGGGCGGCGCGGAGCUGGGGUCCAGAUGCAGGGCGGCGGCCUCAGCAGGUUGGUGUGGCGACCUAAGGGUUCCCAGGCCUCCCCCACUGCGGAGUGCGACGCGGCGUCCUGCUCCGCCACGCUGGACAACGACGACCUCCUCGGCCAGAUCCUGCUCCGCCUCCCGCCGCUGCCGUCCUCGCUCCCGCGCGCCGCCGCGGUCUGCAAGCGCUGGCGCCGCCUCGUCGCGGACCCCGGGUUCCUCGCCCGCUUCCGCGCACACCACGGGAAGGCACCCCUCCUCGGCUUCUUCUUCUACAACAGAGGCAAGAUUGGCUUCACUCCCGUGCUGGAUCCGCCGGAUCCUACCCCUGCCGUGGAUCGCUUCGCCCUGCGGCUUCCCAGGGGCAGUAAUAUCCAUGGCUGCCGCCACGGCCGUGUCCUCAUCGCCUACGGCAAUAGUUUCCUGGUUUGGGACCCGGUUUCUGGCGAUCAGUGCCACUUGCCCUACCCCUCGGCUUCCGGUGGCACCAAGUAUGCCAUCGAUGCCACAAUCAUUUGUGCCGCCUCUGCCACCGAACAAGGUCAUGUCCACGGUUCUUGCCACUCCAGCCCCUACCGGGUGGCGUUCCUAGGCAGCCAUGGUGAACAAAUUAUCAGCUACGUUUACUCAUCGGUUACUGGCACAUGGGGCGAUGCCAUCUCAAUGACGUCUCUGAAACCGUUUGACCCAGAUGAAUUCAUUUCUUGCAAUAAUAUCCUAGUUGGGAAUUUCAUUUACUGGCUCCUAAAUGAAAGAACUAUUUCCAUACUUGAGUUUGAUUUGGACAGGCAGAGCCUAGCUACAAUAGAGGUACCGCCAGAAAUGAUUGACAUUAACCCUGUUGUCCGUGAAGAGUCCGAAUUUUUGAUUGUGCCAGCAGAAGGUUGUGGGCUUGGCUUACUCAUGAUAGCAGGUUUCAGUGCUCGAAUAUGGAAGAGGAAGUACAGUUGUGAUGGAAAUGCUGGAUGGGUGCUCAUAGAUACUAUCAGACUAGAUCAUCAUCUUCGACUCAAGCCGUGGGCACAUACAUUCCCCCCUGUGCUACUAGGGUUUGCUGAAGACCAUAAUGUGGUGUUUCUGUUGACUGGUGGCCGUGUUAUUUUUAUGGUCCAUCUCGACUCAUGGCAGUUUAAGAAACUUCCAGACAAAAAGAUGUAUCGCUUGUGCUACCCAUUCACAAGUUUCUGCGCAGCAGGGCUAGGGCCAUUGUCUCCCGUGACCUCGGUGCCACAAGUCAUGAGUGCUAUGGAUUCAUGGUCUCCCCUUGAAGCCAUCAAUGGUGAGCCAAAUUCACUGGUUGAGGUUGGCAUGGCAGAUCGGUGGGAUCCUAUGAUACUCGAAGCUUCUAUCAAUGCCACCUCUGUUCAGAACCAAAGGUUGUGAUUGUGAGGCCACUUUUGGUGCCUAGAAUUUUCUUCUGGUUGCCAAGAUGCAGGAAUGCCUUGUCGCAUUGUUGGUUAGGUUCCUCAUCUUGUAUGCAGUUUGCUUGUGCAUUAUCCAUAUGGAUAUUGAUUGUGCUUUGUGUUUAGUUAAUGUGGCUUAACAAGAUCAACAACCUAGUAUAACAGGUGGUUCAGCCCUUCUUUGGCAAUGCUGAUGGCUGGAAACUUAGAAUGACAUUUGACAUUAGACUUAGUAGCUCUUCAGAUGCUUGAAGGCUUUGUAUGUUGAAUGCAUUAAUACACAUUAUCUGAAGGUACUUUAUAUUGAGAGAGCGCCUGUUGAGGAUAAACUGAGUAAGAAUUGUUGAAUUGGUGCUGUAUAAGACUUGCAAAGGUUCAUGAAAGUGUUUUUUUAUUUCUAGGAAAGGAACUUCUUAUGAUUCUCAAUGGCGUCAGCCCAUCAUUUUUUUGAGCCAUGGUGUUUGUAUCAAAUA
This is a messenger RNA of Sorghum bicolor (sorghum), 2171 nucleotides long. RefSeq lists its product as uncharacterized. Gene Ontology annotation, molecular function: protein binding. NCBI's taxonomy places the organism in Eukaryota, Viridiplantae, Streptophyta, Magnoliopsida, Poales, Poaceae. The coding region runs from base 92 to 1678 and encodes 528 amino acids. The transcript has 3 exons. The record is from RefSeq and is a predicted model, not a curated record.